Molecule: messenger RNA, 918 nt
Organism: Nanorana parkeri
Lineage: Eukaryota; Metazoa; Chordata; Amphibia; Anura; Dicroglossidae
Product: extensin-like
Exons: 1
Coding region: 1-918 (305 amino acids)
Source: RefSeq, a predicted model, not a curated record
AUGUCACUUCCCAUCACCACUCAGCCUCCUUCACACAGAUAUACAGCCUCCCAUCACCAACCAGCCUCCUUCACACAGAUAUACAGCCUCCCAUCACCACCCAGCCUCCUUCACACAGAUAUACAGCCUCCCAUCACCACCCAGCCUCCUUCACACAGAUAUACAGCCUCCCAUCACCACCCAGCCUCCUUCACACAGAUAUACAGCCUCCCAUCACCACCCAGCCUCCUUCACACAGAUAUACAGCCUCCCAUCACCACCCAGCCUCCUUCACACAGAUAUACAGCCUCCCAUCACCACCCAGCCUCCUUCACACAGAUAUACAGCCUCCCAUCACCACCCAGCCUCCUUCACACAGAUAUACAGCCUCCCAUCACCACCCAGCCUCCUUCACACAGAUAUACAGCCUCCCAUCACCACCCAGCCUCCUUCACACAGAUAUACAGCCUCCCAUCACCACCCAGCCUCCUUCACACAGAUAUACAGCCUCCCAUCACCACCCAGCCUCCUUCACACAGAUAUACAGCCUCCCAUCACCACCCAGCCUCCUUCACACAGAUAUACAGCCUCCCAUCACCACCCAGCCUCCUUCACACAGAUAUACAGCCUCCCAUCACCACCCAGCCUCCUUCACACAGAUAUACAGCCUCCCAUCACCACCCAGCCUCCUUCACACAGAUAUACAGCCUCCCAUCACCACCCAGCCUCCUUCACACAGAUAUACAGCCUCCCAUCACCACCCAGCCUCCUUCACACAGAUAUACAGCCUCCCAUCACCACCCAGCCUCCUUCACACAGAUAUACAGCCUCCCAUCAUUAACCAGCCUCCUUCACACAGAUAUACAGCCUCCCAUCACCACCCAGCCUCCUCCACAUAGAUAUACAGCCUCCCAUCACCACCCAGUCUCCUCCACAUAG